AUGGCCACUACUGAGAACGGGAAGGCUGAACAGAGAGUAAUAAAAACACCCCCAAAAUCACUGGGUGCCUCCAUCCCUGGAGGCCAUCACCAGAUCCACCUGUCUCAGGAAAACCACGACCAUCACAGCUGUAACGGAAUACACUGGGGAGUCCCAAAAAUCUCAGAGCAUAUAGUUUUUGCAGUGGUUGAUGACACAGAGGUGUUUUAUUGCGAUGCAAGCAAGAAGAUGUUUGAACCAAGACAGGAGUGGGUGAAAAAAAUGUUUGACAACAACUCUCAAUUGUUGUUGAAGUACACUCAUAGUUGUUUUGAGCAUCAGCCAAAAAUUUUCAAAAACUCGAUUUCUUAUUGGAAGCAGAUGUUAAACCAAAGUGAAGGUGUUCACAUUUUGCAGGCUAUGACUGGCUGUAAUGUGAAUGAAAACUCUGGAGAGGUUGCAGGCUUUCUACAGAUAGGUUUUAAUGGAGAAGGCUUUUUUGAAUUUGAUCCAAAGACAAAGACAAUGAUCGCACUGAAACCAGAACUUCAAGUUAAUGAACAGAUGAUGAAUGAUUACAGAGAUCUAGUUAAAUACAUUGAAAAUGCCAUCAGUACAAUUUAUCCAGAGGAACUGAAGAUUUUCUUGAACUACGGGAGCAGCUCCUUGAAGAAAACAGUUCUUCCCUCAGUGUCUCUCCUCCAGAAGACUCCCUCCUCUUCGAUCAGCUGCCACACUACAGGUUUCUAUCCUGACAGAGGUAUAAUGUUCUGGAGGAAAGAUGGAGAGGAGCUUCAUGAAGAUGUGGAUCCUGGAGAGAUCCUCUCCAACAAUGAUGGGACCUUCCAGAUGAGUGUUGAUCUGAAACUUUCAUCAGUCACACCUGAAGACCGGCAGAGGUACGACUGUGUGUUUAGGCUCUCUGCUGUGAACGAGCACAUUAUCACCAAACUGGACAAAACAGCGAUCAGGACCAACUGGGGUAAGACUGGAUUGUGUUGUUCAACAGAGAAGCCAGCUGACACUGUGACCUUCAUCAGUGCUGCAGUGAUUGUUCUUACUGUCACCAUCAUCACAGUUGUGGCAUUUGUAGCUUACAAAAAGAAGAAAGCUCCUGACGAUGGCCCUGAGCAGUCUGAGAGACUAAAUCCACAAAGUUGA
This is a messenger RNA of Pelmatolapia mariae (spotted tilapia), 1140 nucleotides long. Its product is annotated as major histocompatibility complex class I-related gene protein-like. Gene Ontology annotation, biological process: immune response. Gene Ontology annotation, cellular component: external side of plasma membrane. Lineage: Eukaryota; Metazoa; Chordata; Actinopteri; Cichliformes; Cichlidae. The transcript has 6 exons. Bases 1 to 1140 code for a protein of 379 amino acids. The record is from RefSeq and is a predicted model, not a curated record.